AUGGCUCUCGACGUGCAGCGUUUCCUGCUCCCCCUGCUUCUUCUGGGUGCUAACGUGUUCAUCUGCAUCUAUGCUCAAGAGAAUGGUGUGUCCGAGACAUGGACCAGCAGGUCUUGCAAAUGUGACUGUGAAGGAGGAGAAACCCCCACUGAGUUCUCCUCCAUCGCGUCGGGCUCCUCCAUGGUGCGAGGAGUCGACUGCAUGCCAGAGUGUCCGUACCACAAACCUCUGGGCUUCGAGGCCGGGUCGGUGAAUCCAGACCAGAUCAGCUGCUCCAACGAGGACCAGUACACCGGCUGGUUCUCCUCAUGGCUCCCCAGCAAGGCCCGGCUCAACACCCAGGGUUUCGGGUGCGCCUGGCUCUCCAAGUUCCAGGACACCAAUCAGUGGCUGCAGAUCGACCUGACGGAGGUGAAGGUGGUGUCAGGGAUCCUGACUCAGGGCCGCUGUGACGCCGAUGAGUGGAUCACCAAGUACAGCGUUCAGUACCGCACGGACGAGAAGCUCAACUGGAUCUACUACAAGGACCAGACUGGGAACAACAGGGUGUUUUAUGGAAACUCCGACCGCUCCUCGUCUGUGCAGAACCUUCUGCGGCCGCCCAUUGUGGCGCGCUACCUUCGCAUCAUCCCUCUCGGGUGGCACACACGCAUUGCUCUGCGCCUGGAGCUGCUCCUCUGCAUGAACAAAUGCAUGUGA
This is a messenger RNA of Pleuronectes platessa (European plaice), 699 nucleotides long. It is a transcript of the gene rs1a, whose product is annotated as retinoschisin 1a. NCBI's taxonomy places the organism in Eukaryota, Metazoa, Chordata, Actinopteri, Pleuronectiformes, Pleuronectidae. Bases 1 to 699 code for a protein of 232 amino acids. The record is from RefSeq and is a predicted model, not a curated record. The transcript has 6 exons.